AUGUCCGACCAGUACGACACCAUUCUCGCCAAGUUCCCCACCCUGCUGAAUGCGCAGGAGAAGGCUCUGCCGCUGGAACAACGCAAUGAGCUCGUUCGUCGCAAGGUCCAGAUAAUGAUCGCCGAAACGCAAUCGAAGCGACGGAAUGCGGCUCAGCAACAGCAGCAGCAAAACCAGUCUGGAGCAGGUGUGGGACAGGCUGUCCGUCCAGUGCAAGGGAUACCCAUGCAGGGAGUCAACGGCAUCCCCGUUCAAGGCGUCCAAGGAGUUCAAGGUGUCCAAGGCGUGCAAGGAGCCCAAGGGGUUCAGGCGGGACAAAGUCCAAGAAUAGGAAUGCAGCAAGGGCUCAACCCGCAGAUGAACCAAAAUGCGGGUCAGGUCGGCCAGAUCUCUGCUGCUCCGACACCUGCUGCUGGUGCUGUCGGAACGCCUAUGUCGAACACGCUGUCGAACAUGCCCGCGAUUGCCACCCCGUCACCAUCGGCUCAGCAGCAGCAUCAGUCGCCUGUUACCAACCAAGCGAUGCUCGGUCAAUCUCCCGUGGCAACCCGCAUGCAGUCUGUGCCCAGCGGAGGCGCAGGGCCAGGCAUCGCACAGGCAGGCACACCCCAGCCGCCCAGGACACCAGCGCAGCAGCCCCAAACGCUGGGCAGCCUGUUUGGUGGCGAUCCUAACAAGCUCAUCGCCAACAUGCCGGAGCUGCUCAAGGCGCGGCAGGCUGGCCAGAUGAAUCCGGAGAUGCAGAAGAACUUCGAUGCUCUCCUUUCGACUCCCGAAGUCAAGAACUGGCUCACGAAUAUGCAACACCGGCAAGCGGCGUCGAUGCGACAGAAUCUGGCGAACAAUGUCGCCGCCGCAACGGGCGGUGGUGCCAACCAACCGACACACGUCCUCGCCGCCCAGCAGAUCGCCCAUCUGCAACAGCAGCAACAACAGCGCCAAGCUCUCGUGCAUCGACAGGCUGUCGCCGCCGCUGCUGCUGCCGGAUUAACACCGGAACAGAUUGCGCAACUCACGCCUCAGCAGCUGGCGCAGUUCGCCCAGCAGCAGGCUGGACAGCAGAUGUUGAACGCUCAGCUUCAGCAGCAGCAGGCCCAGCAGGCGCAAUUGCAGCAGCAGCAGCUUCAAGCACAGCUGUUGCAGAACCCUCAGCUGCUCCUGCAGCAGCAGCAGAUCCUUGCCGCUCGCCAAGGUGUGCGGCCACAACUGAAUCAGGCCCAGCUGCAAAACGCUCAGCUGCAGGGUAUGCAACAGCCUCAGGCCGCACAGGUCGUGCAGGCGGCCCAGGCUGCUCAACUACUCCAAGCCCAGCAACAGGCACAAAACGCGGGCAUGCAGCUCACACCUCAACAGGUGCAGCAACUCGCCCGAGCAGCUGCCCUGGCCAACGCCGCCCAGCAGAAUAACCAGAACAACUUUGGCUCGCCGCGGCCGCCAAAUGCAGGUACGCCUCAGAUGCAGCAACAACAGCUGCCUCAGCAGAUGCAACCGCAACAGCAACAGCAGCCGCAACUCCAACAGCAGCAGCAACAACAACCACAGCAACAGCAGCAGCAAGUUCCGCAGCCUCAGCAGGCUGUUCAACCGCAACCGCCCCCACCUCAACAGCAACAGCAACAGCCGCAGCCUCCACAGCAACAGCAACAGCAACAGCAACCCCCACAGCAGCCCCAACAGCCACCAAACCCUCACGCUCACAUUCUCGAGAUCCGAGCACGUCUCGCGCAGUUGCCCGAAGCGGAGCGCAACAAGGCGUUCGAGAAAAAUCCGAAAUUGAGGGCGUUGUUCUACGGCAACAUCAACCUGCAGAGCCAGCAGCUUGUUCAACAAGCGCAGGCUCAGGCUGCUGCCCAGCAGCAGGCACAGCAAGGCCAGGUGUCGACACCUCAGGCGUCAACGCCGCAGGCGCCUUCGCAAGCUCCAACACCACAACAGGUGCCCGCGCAGCCCCCGCAGCAGCCGCCUAUGCAGCUGCCCAACAAUGGACAGGGUGUCCAGAGCCCAGCGAUGAUGCAAGCGCGCCCGAUUGGGUUCCCCGUCCUAAACCAAUCGAACCUCUACAUCCCGCCUAACAAGCAGCGUAACAUGCAAGCGCAGUCGCAGAGCCCUGGCCCGCAAUCGCCUGCGGUGCGACCGAACCUUAACGCGGCGAUGGCAGCGGCGCAACAGCAGCAACAGCAACAGCAGAAUCAGCAGCGGGCGUUCCCGCAGGGCAUUCCAAUCAACCAGAACGCGGCUGCAGGCUCUCCGAUCAGGCCACCGGGCAUGGUUCAGGUCCCGCCCGGGCAGCACCUGACACCGGGCAUGAUUCUGUCGGACCUGGACAAGAAGAAUGUUGUGCCGACCGCACAAGCGGCACCGAUGCGACCAACAAACGACGUCCCUGGGGCGCUGCUCGACCGCUCGCAGUCUGUUAUGAGCAAGACGACGUGGCAGCCAACGCCCGAGAGCGACAAGGCAUUGCGAGACCAGCUUCUACUUGCGCACCAGGUACCUGCCCGGAGCGCUGGACGGGCCACGUUGUUGGAGGGUUUAGCGACGAACCCAGUCCUCACAAACGUACUCGGCGAGCAGCUGCCGUCGGACAUGCGCGCACUUGCGGAUGGCGAGAUCGAGUCAAAGGCUGAGCUUGACAAGGGCAAGAAGCACGAGCUGGAGGGCGCGACUGGUCUGCCGGGCCAGAAGAAGAUGAAGAUGCAGGAGUUCGCCGAGACGAUCGAUGCGUCACUCAACGUCGAUUGGCCCGUCGAGGACGUGCUCCUAAACUUGACGGACGAGUACGUUGAUCUCGUCUCGCAGACGUCAUCUCAGUUGGCCAAGCACAGGAAGUCCGCCACCAUCGACCGCAAGGACGUGCAGUUCGCGUACGAGAGUCUGUUCGGCCGAGCGUUGCCUGGCUUCUCUUCCGACGCGAUUCGACUGGACCAGGCGCGUUCAUCAAAGCGGGCGCCCAUGAGUCAGCAGCGCGCCGCCAAGCUCAAGCUGGUGAAUGAUGCCAAGGCGGCGUGGAGGAAGGAGAAGGAGGAGGCCGCCAAGGCGGCAGAGCAGGCCAAGUACGCCGAGCAGGCAGCCAGCGCGCUCGGCGUCACGGUCAACGGCGUGCCGAAUGGUACGGCUAACGGGUCACUGGAUGCGUCCACCGUCGCCACCCCGGGAACGACAGGUCUUAUGCUCACAACUGGAGCACCGAGUGGUGUCUCCACCGCCCCUGAGAGUGCGAAUGUCACUCCCGCGCCGACAGGAGCGGUAGGACAGCAGCCUCCCGCUGUGCUCGUGACACCAGCAGCGUCGACGAUCGUAGCAUAG
Molecule: messenger RNA, 3306 nt
Organism: Trichosporon asahii var. asahii CBS 2479
Lineage: Eukaryota; Fungi; Basidiomycota; Tremellomycetes; Trichosporonales; Trichosporonaceae
Exons: 3
Coding region: 1-3306 (1101 amino acids)
Biological process (GO): RNA polymerase II preinitiation complex assembly; DNA-templated transcription initiation
Cellular component (GO): SLIK (SAGA-like) complex; transcription factor TFIID complex; SAGA complex
Molecular function (GO): protein heterodimerization activity; TBP-class protein binding; DNA binding
Source: RefSeq, a predicted model, not a curated record